AAAGUAACUCCAGCAAGCAUUGUGUUUCAGACAACCCGCUCUCCAAUUUAACUCCUUGUAUUCCUUACAAAUAUAAUUUAUUAGCAUGUCGUUAACGACUCGGGCGGUGUGCAGACAUCGCCACCUGCUGCUGGUGAGGACUAUAGCUGGGUCUCACUUCGAUUAUGGCAACAUCAGGAAAAUACCCGGUUUUAGGAAACCUCCAGUGCCUCAUGAAGAGUUGCUAUUAGAGAAUGACGGUCGUUAUCCACCACAUCUCAAGAUUGACAUGGACCACCCUGAGAAUUGGCCCAAACACUACCCUCCAUUCUACGAGAGCCGACGUCCUGCUCGUUACCCCUUAUUACGGGCAGUUCUCAUCGCCUUCGGUCUCUACCAAGCCUACCUGUUCUGGACCAACCCCAUGUGGCUGAUCCCAUGGGUUACUCCUAACUAUGAAUGUAUCAGUAAUGAAGGUAAUUGGGUUAAGUUGGAGGACCACGAUGAGAAAGACAGGGUUUAUCCCUGGCAGAAACCCCUGGUCGAGCCUGAACUCCGAAGUCCUGAGGCUCGUAGGUCUCUGGGUUACAAUAUUGUUCUGGAAGGCGAAGAUAAAAAGUUGUGAACAUUUAUCUAAGAAAAAUGAGAGACCUUAUUUUUGAGAUCUUUCUAGUGUCAAAUUUAGUAUCGUGCUAGGAAUAUUGCUAGCCUAUGGACUGAUCUAAUUAAUAUUGAAAUGAUUCAGUGUGAUUUUGUAUUAGAUACUGAGUUAUUGUACACUAAGUUAUUUAUAUUUUGAUGGAAAUA
Messenger RNA from Bolinopsis microptera, 786 nucleotides. RefSeq lists its product as uncharacterized. The transcript has 3 exons. The record is from RefSeq and is a predicted model, not a curated record. NCBI's taxonomy places the organism in Eukaryota, Metazoa, Ctenophora, Tentaculata, Lobata, Bolinopsidae. Bases 86 to 604 code for a protein of 172 amino acids.